This is a messenger RNA of Striga asiatica, 1275 nucleotides long. The record is from the annotation of a GenBank genome assembly. Lineage: Eukaryota; Viridiplantae; Streptophyta; Magnoliopsida; Lamiales; Orobanchaceae.
UUUUCAUAGACGUGUAUUGGGGUUGAGACUAUUUUAGCCAGUACGGUGUCGAUUGGACAUUGCCUUUCUCCCCUCAAAAUCUGGCUGUCUUGAACGAUUUGGUGCCCCGAAAAUCUGCUACUCGCCUUCUUUACGCAACCUUCAGCCUCACAAUUUUCUCUCCCUCUCAGAGCAAAUGAAGAUAUGAGGCCCGGUUCUCUUCACCGAAGAUCUCUGUUCGUGGAUUCCAUCUUCGAACUGAAGCCGACAGUCAAAGAUAGCUCUAUGAAAGAUCAGCCGGCGUGUGAGAAGGAGUCGUGGCCGGCGAUAUUUGGGUCAAUCCGAGCGUGAAGUGGAACAUGUGAGAAAGUAUUUUGUGUUGCUUCAAGAAGGCGAAGGAGCUUCAUCGACAAUCAGUCAAGUCCUCGACCUUCCGCCAUCAUGUACUAGAUAUCCAAGCUAGAGAACCUUUCAUUGGGUAAUCGGGAGAAGAUGGUAAUGCGACUGAUGGAGGCACUGUGCCAGCCCGACAAUAGAGAGCACCGACAUCUACUUUGCAGUGACGGACUACAAUGCCCACGGUGCUGCAUCGGAUGGACGGUGAAGUUCUCUUGCCCACGGCCCGACAAUAGAGAGCAGCGACGUCUACUUUGCAGCACGUGCAUAUGCGGACUUGCCGACACAGAAGGCCCUAAAUUUUUAACCUGGAGGAUCGCAAUUCACACCUCAAGAAAACUGAGAACUCGUGUUGUUAUAAAUCUCGAUCCAGGUAUUUCUGGGAAUGAGAAGAAUUGGGAUCCAUCGUGGAGAGGACAUGCAUUAGUUGACUUCAAGCAUCGGGAGAAGGGACAGAGGUUCCGGCAUUCAUAGUUGAACGUGCUCCCAAGGAUUUACGAGGAGCUAUUUGACAACCAUUAAUUAGUUUAUGAUUUGUACGGGAGUUUCCGUAUCCUUCAUCAUAGGCACAUUGUUAACAUGGCAGGCUUUAGCUUUAGUAGGCAUAAUCCCUUGUGCUGUUCUGCUUUUCGGUCUGUGCAUCAUUCCAGAAUCUCUCUCCAAGGUGGCUGGUAAAUAUCUUCUCAGUUAAAUGACCAAGAUACUGUAAAAAUUGAUGAAGUAAAAUUAUUAUUGUUCAAGGCAAAACAAUGAACUUCUUUACAAAGAAUGCCGACAUAUCUGCUGUGGCAGCUGAGAUUCAAGUAUCUAUACUCUUGAACUCCAAAUUCUUAUAAUUUCACUUCAUCGAUCAUCUUUAUAGAAAAAGACGAUAAUCUCUUUUUUUUUUUAAAAACAAUA